CUAGUUCAGUUGGUGAAGAGUGACUUGAGUGAGAGGUUGGACCUUUGGAGCUGCGAGCAAGAAGAAGACGAAGAUGAACACAGACAUCACAGCAUCGGCGAAACCAGAGUACCCAGUAAUAGAUCGAAACCCUCCCUUCACCAAAACAGUCACUAACUUCAACACCCUCGAUUACCUUCGUCUCGUCACCAUUGCCGGCGUCUCCGUCACCGUCGGCUACCUCUCAGGAAUAAAGCCGAACAUAAGAGGUCCUUCAAUGGUGACUGGGGGACUGAUUGGUGUAAUGGGCGGGUUCAUGUACGCCUACCAGAACUCUGCUGGGAGAUUAAUGGGUUUCUUCCCUAACGACGGAGAGGGUACUCUUUUGUUCAUUAAUCCUCUGAAAUGCUUUUGGGUCCAAGUGUGAUAUUGAAGUAAGGAAAUCUUGAUUACUUGUGAGUAUGGUUUGGGUAUGUCACACAUUAUUCAUAUCCUCGACCUCCUCAAGAAUCAAGUAGUUACUACAAGGAUUGUUUAACUUGAGUUUUUAGCUACUUUUCCUGGUAGCGUUGAGAUUUUGUAUAUUGAAUUGAUCAAAUAUUCUUCUCAAGAAUUCGUAGUUGCAUAAGAACUCGUGAUGAAAGCAAAACCGUCACAUCAUCAUUUUAAAUGUCAGGACAAUGAAAGUAGGUCAGGCUUUGCAUAAUUAAAGAUUGCUUUUUCUUCCUUCAGUAAAUUAAGUUUUAUUAACAAAACAAUGCAGUGAGCAUGGAUUAAAGACUGUUGAUAUAGUUAACAGACAUGAAAUCCUUUUUUUUUAUUUUGCUGGAAUUUUGAUGAUAAAACCCCCACAAAAGGCCUGGGCAUGAAAGGGAAGCAUUGUUCUACCUCUGUUUAUCUUCUCUAGCCAUUUCACCCUAGAAAUUUGAUAAUCUGAAAGACAGAAAAUAUUGGAGAUCAUGUAUAAAAGAUACAUGGUUGAUGGUGGUCCAGAUUGACUCGAGGAUACUUAGCUGGGGUAGACCCCUUGCUAAGUACAUGCCGCUCGCGGUGCAUGGCUUGUAAAGUGUUUUUAUAAGGCAUGGUGGGGCUCUCACGUUUGUGCCAAUUGGGUCCACAAACUAGACAUGACUUGAAUUAAAUAAAAUAAAAUAAAUUUGAUAAAAUAAAAUAAAUAAAAAUACAUCUAAAAAAAUCAAGGAUUUACAUAAACAUGGAUUUAAAAUAUCAAUGGGUAGAAUUCUUAGCAAUGCAGUUACAAGUACUCGAUGAAUGAAAUAGAUAAGUAAACCUGGAAUGUGUCAUGCAUGUGGUGAAGUGUACUUCAAUUACUUUCAUUAAUUGUAGAGGAGAUUCUGAGUAAAAUUUUGAGAAUGGUAGGAACAACAUUUAAUAUUAAAUUAUGGAACUACGACAUGAUCUACUGAGGUUGGAUGUGUUUCUUAAUCCUUAAUGUUCAUUAUGUGAGGUUAGAGACUACUUGCUAUUUAGAAUUUGAAUGUGUUCCCUACCUACUAAUGAGAUGAUGAAUGUUAAGAGGUUGGAUGUGUUCUCUACAUAUGUUGAGAGGAUGCAUACGUUCCUUACCUAAUAAUAGAAUGUUUGAAGUGUCUAUUACCAAAUAAUGAAUCACAUUCCCUGUAUAAGGAAUUAAAAAGAAUAGAAUAUUAAAUAAUUACAUCCACUGAGGUUUUACUGCACCAUAUAGAGCUAAAAGGAUUGAAUAGUUGUCCCCAUUUCAGCAAAGCUAGCUUUCUCCCCCUCUCAAUUCAAUGAAUAUGAAUGAAAAACCUGGUCUUCAGAGAGCUGUUGAAGUGUUGAAAUGUUACAAAUACAGGAUUGGCUUCAGUGGAGAUUUUGUUUUUUUGUUCUUUUGGAAAGGCUUCAGUAAAGAUUUUGGCCACUACUUGGCCGCAUCAUUCCCUGGUUUCAGCAAAACAGACAAAAAUGGAGAAUUUAAAGGAUUUUGUUCUCUACCUACAGUACAUUAAAGGCCAAGAUGGAGGUGAUAGACCUUCCCAUAAAAGCACAAGAUGAUAGGGAAACCAACUCAAUAAUAGAUUAACUUCCAAGACUCUUAAUCCUUCUCUGUACUUGUUUGAUCAUUUGAUCAAUUUUUUUAUAUUUCCAGUGUCUUCUUUGUAGGGUUAAAAAAUUGACCUUACAAUCUCAAGCAUCUUACCAUUGUUAAGUUGCAUUAUAGAGGUGUAUGUGUGUCCAACGGUCAGGGUUACGAGGCAUGAUUAGGUCCGUCAAUCCUUAGGGGACCAUCAAGACAACAUCUCUCUUUGGAGUUUACUUAGCCAAAUUGCUUUGCAUGCACCAAGUUCUGUAGCUGCAAGCUGGAGGACAAUCAUGGGUUGUUUGUCCUUGUUUCCUCACAAAGCGAACAAUCGAGGCAUUCUUUUUUGUUGGUUUGGGAUGGUAAAAUGAGGAAAUCUUCUCUUUACUGAACAGUAAUGUUUCUACUGCACUUUUACUGACUGUAGAGACUUGAGUGUUUGUUAAAUCAUGUAUCAUUUAUGA
Cornus florida is the source of this 2505-nucleotide messenger RNA. RefSeq lists its product as uncharacterized. The record is from RefSeq and is a predicted model, not a curated record. Bases 74 to 406 code for a protein of 110 amino acids. NCBI's taxonomy places the organism in Eukaryota, Viridiplantae, Streptophyta, Magnoliopsida, Cornales, Cornaceae. The transcript is spliced from 3 exons.